Dracunculus medinensis (Guinea worm) is the source of this 540-nucleotide messenger RNA. Lineage: Eukaryota; Metazoa; Nematoda; Chromadorea; Rhabditida; Dracunculidae. The record is from the annotation of a GenBank genome assembly.
AUGGUUUCUCUUUUUGCUGUGAAUUAUCAAGGAAAGCGAGAUAGCUUAGCCCAAGCAAAUAUUGUUGAAAAUAUUACUGUGAAAAUAAAUAUGAAAGUGCUAAAAUUGAAGAUUGUGUUUAACGCAAUGGAAAGAGGAAUAUGGGGCGAAGAAGAACGAACAGAUAAUCCGUUUCAAAUCGGAGAAUACUAUGAUAUUAGAUUACGCGCUCAUCCGGAUUAUAUGCGGAUUUCGUGUAAUCGAAGAGAGAUAGCAAAAUUUAAAUAUCGCAUACCAAUUUCAACAGUUAAUCAAGUUCAUUUCGAUGGAGGCUUUGCUCCAGGAGACUACGUGGAUUUCAGAGGGGGUUAUUAUGCUAAUAAACUAAUUCCAUAUGAGAAACUAUUAAUUAAAGGAUGGGAAGACUUUUUUUUGUUGGGACGACCAAACAGCAAUGCCUUUCGCUUUGCUGUAAAUUUUUUCAAUAGCAAUGACGAUAUUAUGCUACAUUUCAAUCCAAGAUUCGAUGAAAAAAACAGUAAGACCGAAUCUGUUAAUUAA